Molecule: messenger RNA, 4685 nt
Organism: Cataglyphis hispanica
Lineage: Eukaryota; Metazoa; Arthropoda; Insecta; Hymenoptera; Formicidae
Gene: alpha-Man-Ia
Product: mannosyl-oligosaccharide alpha-1,2-mannosidase IA
Exons: 6
Coding region: 34-1140 (368 amino acids)
Biological process (GO): N-glycan processing; carbohydrate metabolic process
Cellular component (GO): Golgi membrane; endoplasmic reticulum
Molecular function (GO): mannosyl-oligosaccharide 1,2-alpha-mannosidase activity; calcium ion binding
Source: RefSeq, a predicted model, not a curated record
GAAAUAUCGUUAUUUGAGACCAAUAUUCGUUUCAUGGGAAGCCUGCUCGCCUGUUACGCUCUCACGGGGGAUGUAAUGUUCCGGGAUAAAGCGGCACAGCUCGGUGAACGGAUGCUGCCUGCCUUCCAGACGGAAACCGGAAUUCCUCAUUCCCUCAUCAACCUUCAUACUGGGGCAAGCAAAAAUUACGGUUGGGCGAGCAGUGGCUGCAGUAUUUUAUCUGAAAUCGGAACGAUGCAUCUUGAAUUCACCUACUUGAGUGAUAUAACGAAUAAUCCAGUGUUUAAGAGCAAAGUCGAAAACGUGAGGAAAGUCCUGAAGAGCCUGGAGAAACCAAAGGGUUUAUAUCCGAAUUAUAUUCAUCCGAGAACAGGGAAAUGGGGUCAACAUCAUAUGUCGCUCGGUGGGCUCGGCGACAGUUUCUAUGAGUAUCUGCUAAAGGCCUGGAUCCAGUCGAACAAGGAGGAUGUUGAGGCACGCGAAAUGUAUGAUCAGGCUAUAGCAGCCAUAACCGAGCAUAUGAUCAAAACGUCCCCUGGGAAACUCGUAUAUGUGUCGGAUUUAAAAUACGACAGGCUUGAGCACAAAAUGGGUCAUUUGGCUUGUUUUGCCGGCGGUAUGUUUGCUCUGGGCGCGAAAACUCAGGAAAACGAGUUAUCUGAUAAAUAUAUGAAUAUCGCCGCCGGUCUGACCAACACGUGUCAUGAAUCCUAUGACAGAAGUGCUACGAAACUUGGCCCAGAAGCUUUUCACUUUAUCGAAAACAAUGAGGCCAGAAGCUUGAAGAAUGGCGAGAAAUAUUAUAUUCUGCGACCCGAGACUUUCGAAUCGUACUUCGUGAUGUGGCGACUAACGAAAGAUCCGAAAUAUCGCGAGUGGGGUUGGGAGGCGGUUCAAGCAUUGGAGAAACAUUGCCGAGUCCCCGGAGGAUUCACGGGACUUAACAAUGUUUACAUAGUCGACUCGGCGAAAGACGAUGUUCAACAAAGUUAUUUCUUCGCUGAGACAUUGAAGUAUCUCUAUUUGUUAUUUAGUGACGAUGAUCUCAUAAGCUUGGACGAUUGGGUAUUCAAUUCCGAGGCUCAUGUGCUUCCUAUCAAAGGCAAUCCUCUAUAUCGUCCAGCUUCUGGUUCUUUAUAAACCUCAAGUUUACAACAAUUUGAACGAUAUUGAUUAAUUCUCAUUCAGCAAUGAUGGAAUCGACACGUAAUACGGCGAUACACAAUGUAUCAGAAUUACAUAGCAAUCGAAGAUAUUUACUCUAUUACGAAACAACUUUCUCGCUUUUGUUAUAAUAUUAUGUAUAUAAUAUUAUAUAGAUUAUGAAAGAAAAUUUUGUAUACCGCGACAAAACAAAAAUAUAACACUGCAUCAACAUUUUUUUUUCUUCGCGAUAUUACAAAAAAUUGUUUAUUUGAUAAGUUUAAUUCAAAACAAUUACCUAAUUUCCGUAUAUGUCCUAUAAUAUAAAUAUCCGAUUUUGAUUAUGUAACACAAUUGAAUCGCAAGUUAAUGAAGAUGAAGGAGAAUUAGUCUGUCUUUCAAUUCAAUCACGAGCGAUAAACAUACAUACGCAUAUACUUUAAAUUAACAUAAUUAUUUUAGGUAAACAAACGAGAGAAAGUGUGUGUGAGAGAAAGAGAAAGCGCGAGGAGAAUGAAAGUGAGAAGAAGAAAAUAGAGAAUGUUAACGAACGUUAUUUAAGCCACAUGUUUGUAAAUAGCGAAAAUAAAACGAGUGAGAGUGAGAAAACGAACGAGAGAACUAUUAAAAUAGGACAAAAUAUUGUGAGAGUAUGAAUGCUUCGCCAAUUUCCUUUUUCAGCUGUAAUGCAAAGCAGUCUCUAUCAACACUAAAACAUAAAUGUAUUUGAAACGUUGUAGCUAUAUACGUUCGCAACUUUUCACUUUUUUCUAAAGAUCACGAGGAGAUUCAGUACGGAUUUAGCCGUAUUUCUUUCUUUUUCAUCAAUUGCUUUGAAAAAAAUAUCAUUUUGUCAGAAGCACACGAAGAAGCGUUAUUAAGACUGCGAAUUGUAUCACAAUAUAUUUUAGAAAAAAACUACAAUAAUAUUAAAAAUCAAAUUGUUAAUGUUUUUUCUGAAGUAAAAUCUUUGACAAGUUUUUUUGCGUACAUGAAUUUAAUGGAUUGCCAAUUGUGAUUGCUAAUUGAUACUAUGUGAAUUACAAUAAUGUUUUUAUACAGCAUUACAAAAUUAAGAAGGAUGCGAAUUUCAUAUCGACGAUGCCAAAACAUCGAUAAACUUGUUUUGUAACGCUAAAAAAGAACAAGAAUAAAACCGUCAAUCAAUCAAAAAAAAAGAAGGAAAAAGAAAAAAAGAAAGAGCGAGAAAUUUAGCUAAAAAAUCAUUAUAGUAUCAUUUUUUAAAAUGUCCUACGCAACAUUUUAUAACACUAAUAUUUCACACGCAUCUCUUUUCUCGAUUUUUAUCGAUGUUCUUCAAAAAGAUUUUGACUAUCCAGCAAUUUUGCUAUCCUCCAAUUCUAUCUCCCUCAACCCCUUUUUUAACAAAGAAAAAAUAAAAAGUACAUAAAACCAACUGUCAAUCUCACGAUUGCGAUUCGAGCGUGCGUGCUUUUUGUAUGGCGAAUAAAUCGAAGUAAAAUAACAUAAAAAGGAAGCCCGCGGGAGAAAAUGCAGAUCGAAUACAGUCGUACAUUCGCAGCGAACGAUAGCGAUCAUUACUGUGAGUCAGUCGAAUGUUGUAGUUGUAAAGCAAUGUAGCAGCCGAUUAACUAGCAAAGUCUAUAAUGAGAGAGAUAGUAGAUAUGUAUAUAAAAAUUACAAGAAAGUCAUAUUCUAUACAAGGAGUGCAAAGUAUAGAGUGGAAUUUUAAAAGAAACACCAUAUAAUUGUAUAGUGCUUGUACUGAACGAUAAGAUUGAGUCGUCCAAAUCGGAUUCUGCAAUAUUCAUCGAAAAACAAUUAGAAACAUGUAUCCCAAAGACACACAUUUUUGUUCAGGAUUAAAGUUAAAGUUAUAAUUGCACAGGAGAUGAUAUCAUUUCUUAAAUAUUGAUCUCCGAUAGGUUCUUGUUUUUUUUUUCUUUAUAAAUUCAUGCAAAUAAGCUAGUUUUGUAAAACGCCCUCCUUUAAUAAAUAUAAUUCUUAUGGUGUCUCUUAUCGAGUUUACGAACAAUCAGCGUCGCACUCUUCGGUGAUGAGAACGACCAGAAAGUUACUUAAUGUAUACAUAGUACAGUUCUCACGCUAUGUUUUUCGUUAAGAUGAAGUUCCAAAGACAAAAGACUUCGAAACAUCAUUUUCAACAAACGCGCGAGAUAGAAAAAUAUAUACAUAGAAAGAUUUAUAAUUAUGAGAUUUAUAUAUACACGUACACGAGCGUGCACGUAAACAUUCAUUCUUGUGUGUCCGAAUGAUAGCAAAAUGAUUGAAUGCGCGACUAUAUAUGAAUAUUAUAUGAAUUUUAGCGCGUGAUAGUCGAUAAUAACCGCAUUAUCGUUUUCAUUUCACGUCACCGUCGGACCUCCAAGAGGCUCAAGCGGUUCCAUCAUAAUUCUUGUCAACGCAAUUUCGACAUUUAAUAUUAAGUAUCUGGAAAAGAGUUGCACCAAGUUAAUCAAUGUUUAUCAAGUUGAUGAUUAAGACUACAUUAUAGCUACAACUAUAUUAUGUAGAGAGAAACAAAAAACUGAAGUAUUAAACGAUUUUUAUCAUGCACGUAUAAAAAUGUUACGUAUAGAACAAUAUCUUUGUAUAUAUUUCUAUGCGCAGCUAUCAUUCUUUGUGUAUCUCAUAAAUGAAUUACGAUCAGUUAACUAUCGGUGCAACUCGCUCAAGAGAAUUUAUAAAACAAUGUACAAUGUCACAUUUAAUAAGAUAUCAUCAUAGAUAAAAUUCAUUUUGUAACACAAGAUGCAUUUUAUACCACAAAAAAUAAUCUUUCAUCCGUAUUGUUGAUAACUAGAAUGCACUAUCAGAAAUUAGUGACAUUUUACGGUGAAUUUUCCUUAUCGCGCGACGUUUAUUCGCGAUAAAAUAUACACGAAUGCUGGCACUUCAAUAGGCGAUCGUCUCUCAAUGCAUUUCAAUAUCGUUCGAUUAGGAAGACUCACCAUCAAACCUCGUAAACUUCCAAUUCUCAUUAACAACACAAAUACAGUAAGCUAUAUCGUGUGUAUGUAAGAAUAAUGAUAACAACAUUGAGAAUAACGGCGAGGAAAUGGCAGUGUCCGGCGACGAUGAUGAUAGUAAUAACGAUAGCCUAUACAUACAUUGUGAAUAGAUAUUUAAUAAUUUAUUGUUAACUAGAGUAUUUUACUUGGAUUACUUCACUGAAUGGGGUUUUGGGUACAAUAAUCUUUUGUUAUGGCAGAUAAUGGGGCGCUUACAGUUUGUUUAUUUGAGUGAAAGGAAUUAUAAAGGAGAGAUAAAGAGAGAAGGGAAAAAGAAUAAAAACUAAACUUCAGCUUUACUCGCCUGGUCUUUAUAUGAUGAGCAUGAGCUACACGCGUCACAGAAUAAAAAAAAUAUAUAUAUGUAUAUCGUUGGAGAAAAAAUAUGUCACAAAGUUUUUGUGGGAUGCGAACUAUACUUGUAAAUACAGUACACAAUCUAGUGAUAAUGGGGUUUUACUUUAACAGCUUUACGUAAUUAUUACUUUGUCAUGAUCAGUGAAAUAAAUAAAUAUUGAUAAUAUGUUA